Messenger RNA from Pistacia vera, 3369 nucleotides. RefSeq lists its product as uncharacterized. The record is from RefSeq and is a predicted model, not a curated record. NCBI's taxonomy places the organism in Eukaryota, Viridiplantae, Streptophyta, Magnoliopsida, Sapindales, Anacardiaceae. The transcript has 7 exons. Bases 1 to 3369 code for a protein of 1122 amino acids.
AUGGCUGAUUUUUCUGGUGUUAAUCUCUCUGCAAAUAGCAUGAAUAAGCUCCAAAAUUCCACUGAUUCACACUCCUCGAUCUUCUCUUCAAGCUUACAAGUGAUUAAUCCAAAGUUGACGCAAGACAACUAUCAAGACGACUAUCGAUUUUGGCAAUCACAUGCUCUCUCUACUGUUGGAGCUUAUAAGCUGGAAGAACACCUCACAGGUUUAAUUCCUUGUCCUCAACCUCUAAUUUCAUCAAAAAUUGAUGAUUCCUUUGAAAUGGAAGGUGUUCUUUUCAUAUCAAAGUGUCAGCUCUCUUCUGAGAUUUGGUUUGCUCUUGAGCAUGAAUUCCUAAGUGAUUCUAAAGCCAAAGCCUUACAUUUGAAAAACUUAUUACAAACUACACAAAAAGGCAAUUUGAGCAUUAGUGAGUAUGUCAAGAAGAUGAAAAGUAAAAGUAUAGCCGAAAGUUUGUCUGUUAGUGGUCUAGUUAUCACUAAUGAAGAUGUUUUGCAGUAUGUGUUACACGGUUUAGGACUGGAGUUUGAUGCAGUAGUGGUUAACUUGACCUCACAGCGAGAAUCCAAGUUUGAUAUAGUGACACUUCAAGAAGCACAGUUCUUAUUACAGAAGUAUGAGCUGAGGUUAGAAAAGUUUAAUUUUAUUGAUCUUUCAACUAGUUCUAUUCAUGUUGCUGCUGUGAGUAAUGCUGGUUUUAAGCCAUCCCUUAUCAACACUAAUAAUCCUUCAAAUGAUCCUGUAAACCCUUCCAGUUCCUCAUCUCAAUUUCCUCCAUCAUUUGCACAACGUUGUCCUUUACUUGCUCUAAUUCCCUCUGUCCAUUAUGGUCAAUUUUUUCACUCAGCCCCUUCUAAUCCUUAUGGUGUUGUAAGUGGUGCAUCUCCACAAUUCAACUCUUCUAAUCACUUAAUUGGGAAUGGAUCUUUCAAUUCCAAUAAGCAACACAAUGGACUCUUUACCAAUCCAAACAAUCAAACAAGCCAGAUCUCUUCACAGUCGUUACAGCCUGGAUUUGUCUCCUUUAAUACAACACAAUCACAUGGCAACUAUAUUGGCCUUAAUCACCAGCAACAACAUUUUGCCUCACAACCACAAAAUUUCACAGUUCCAAGCCAACAGAUAACAACACCAACUCAAGCCUACUUUGCCUCUCAACAACCUUCACCACUUAACUCACAACCUUCAUCCUAUCUACCUGUUGCAUCAAUUGCCUCCAAAACUCCUCAAGAUCCUGCAUGUUAUAUGGACUCCGGAGCUCCGGAUCACGUCACUUAUAACCUCAAUCAGUUGACUGUUAGCAAAAACUAUGGCGGAGCUGAUCAGCUACAAGACAAACUUUCGAGGGCAGUGUUACUGCAAGGAGAACUUAAUGUUGGACUCUAUCAGUUGAGACUUCCCUCUAUCAGUCCUCUACCUUCCUUUGAUACCUCUAUUGCACCUCUUAAAUUUCAGAGCUUUGUCUCAUCAAUUGAACCUACCAAAGUUACUCCCAUUGAACCUGAGUCUGCUGUUAAAAAUAAGUUUGUUGUUGAUAAUGAGUCUAUAGGAAGCUGUGUUAAAACCUCAAGUUUUGUUACUUUAUUGGACAUAUCUGAUGCAUCAGCAUGCACUGUUAAUGCUCCAUUACAUACCACCUUGAGUAAUUGUUCCCAUGUGUCUGAUGUUGCUAAAGCUAAUUGUUCUACUAUAUUUUAUAAUGAUUCUGAUAUGUCUAAUGCAUCAGCAUGCACUGUUAAUGCUUCAUUACAUACUACCUCUGGUAAUUGUGCCUAUGUGUCUGAUGUUGCUAAAGCUAAUUGUUUUGCCAUAUUUAAUAAUAAUUAUGAUAUGACUAUUGAAUCAGCAUUCACUGUCAAUACUCCAUUACAUACUACCUCUGUUAAUUGGUCUCAUGUGUCUGAUAUUGCAACUUCAUUAAAUACAAACCAUGUUGACAUACACAGAAAUCAUUUGUCUGAUGUAGAUGCAUCUAUUUAUACUACUCCCAACUCUAAGUCCAGCAUCACUGACUGCCCAUCCUUAGCCUGGCAAGCUGUUAGCCACAAAGAAACUACUUCCUCACUUUGGCACAAUCGUCUAGGUCAUCCACACUCAAUAGCUUUUAAUAAAAUCAUGCGUCAAGUGCACUCAGAUUCAUCACAAACUAUUCCAGCUCUAUCCUUUUGUGAUGCCUGCCAACUUGGAUACAACCUAAUUCACAAAGGUUAUAGGUGUCUAAGUGCCGAAGGAAAAAUUUACAUCACUCUUAAUGUUAAAUUUCAUGAAAUAGAGUUUACUUUUAAAUCUGGUUUUGGUCAGCCUAAUAAUUUAGCUCCCAGAGAAUCAUAUUUCAAUGAGUCACACACUAGCUUUCCCUAUUCUAAAGUUCAAGCACCAGUUGUGUCCAGUAAAAAGGUCUCUCCAACAGAACCGAGCUCUCAAGUUAGUCUUCCUUCAACAAUUGGAGUAUCGAAUUCUACCUCACCAUUACCAUCCUAUAAGUCCACUCAUUCUAUUUCACCAUUACCAUCCUAUAAGUCUGCCCUUGCUCCUAAAAAUAUGUCCAAUUCAACUACUAAUUCCUCUCUAAAUCUUUCAAACUCAAUACCUAGUUUAUCAAAUCCAGUAUCUAAUUCCCAAAAUUCCACAUCUGAACUAAUACCUCCUCCCUAUAAGAAACCUGAUGCCAAAUCCUCAAACCAUACACUUGAAAUCAAUCUAACCUCUUAUCCACCUCUUAAUCCUUCUGUUCCUUCUCAAUCAUCUUUUGCUCGAGAUCUUACUCACUGCCCUCUUGUAGUUGACUUAGCACCCUCACAAUUUCUCACUACAUCAACUGAUCAGCCUCCAAGUAUUAACACACAUCCCAAUGUUAACAAGCACACCAAUGCAUUAGCCACUACUGAGUGGAAAGAAGCCAUGCAGUUGGAAUUUGAUGCCUUAAUGAAAAAUAUCACCUGGAUUUUGGUACCAAGAACCAGUGACAUGCAUGUAGUUGGGAAUAAAUGGGUAUCUCAAACCAAGUUUCAUGCUGAUGGUUCUUUGCAAAAAUACAAGGCUAGAUUGGUUGCUAAAGGGUUCCAACAAACACCUGGGUUGGACUAUUUUGAAACAUUUAGUCCUGUAGUUAAACCUUCCACCAUUAGGAUCAUUCUCACACUUGUUGUAACCAAUGGUUGGGACAUCCAACAAGUGGAUGUAAAUAAUGCAUUUCUUAAUGGUACUUUGAAUGAGGUUGUCUACAUGCAACAACCUGAUGGAUUUGAAAACUCAGCUGUUCCCUCUUAUGUUUACAAAUUAAACAAUGCUCUUUAUAGUCUAAAACAGGCCCUUAGAGCCUGGUUUAACACGCUCAAGUUUGCACUUAUUGCUAAAGGGUUUUAA